UUAGCUGCAGCUGCAGAUGUUUCAUGGCAGAGCAGCUCCCAGGCAACAGCUGGAAAACUCCCAGGUUCCAUUUAUCCUUUGUCACUGGGUCGCUGCUGGGAUCGAGCUGCUGCUGCUGGACACUGGAGCCACGAGCAGGCACACGGGAGGAGGAAGCAGAAGCUGAUUGACGGAGAAAGAGGAGGAACAGGAAGGACAAUGGUUUCUUCAGGUGUCUGCAGAUCUUCAACCUGGCCAAUGGAAAACGUGCUCUUCGUUUAGAGACAAGCAGAGAUCAUCGAGGAGAGGAGUUCUGACCUCCAGCGCCCCCCUGUGUCUGAGGAAGAGAACACCGAUGCCAAUCUGCCUUGAGGUUAGCUGGAGCGAUGGCAGUCAACAAGGAGGAGAAGCCCAAAGAAGGCAGGAGCACCACCGGGGUCCCAACAGCACCGGAGGGCGGCUGGGGCUGGAUGAUCGUUGCUGGUUGUUUCCUCGCCACCAUCUGCAUCCGGGCAGUGACCAGAUGUGUCUCCAUCUUCUUCGUGGAGUUCCAGCUGCACUUUGAGCAGGAUUAUUCCACCACCGCUUGGAUCCACAGUCUGAUUGACUGUACCACCAUGCUAUGUGCUCCUCUGGGCGGUUUCCUCGGGAGCCGAGUGUCCUGUAGAGCGACGGUGAUUCUGGGAGGUUUGCUGUCGGCUGCCGGCUUCGUGCUCAGCUCCUUCGCUUCCAGUCUGGAAUAUCUCUACUCUUCCCUGGGGAUCCUCACAGGUCUUGGCUUUGCUCUCAGCUACACACCAGCCAUUGCGAUGGUUGGGAGGUACUUCAAUGAGAGGAAAGCUCUGGCCUAUGGCAUCGCCCAGUCCGGUAGCGGCAUCGGGACCUUCAUCCUGGCUCCUGUUGUCCAAAUGCUCAUUGAGCAAUACUCCUGGAGAGGAGCUCUGCUCAUCCUGGGAGGAUUUGUUUCCAACCUGUGUGUUGUUGGAGCUUUGAUGAAGCCACUGGAGCCGAGAGGUGAAAGGAAAUCCGAGAAGUUGACAAACUCAGAGCAAGACUGCCUGACAACAGUGCUGGACACAAAAGACACUGAGAAAGUUCCAGCUGACGGCCGCCAGGUGGAGCCAAAGCAGCUGGAAAUAAGCAACCUAAAGGAAACUCGAAGGCUGCUCAUCUCCAACGGAGCGUUCAAAAACAUCAGACUGGAAAAUGACAAACAGACAGAUAUUAAGAUAGCUGAGUGCAUUUUAUUCAGCAACAAGCUAACGGAGACGGUGCUCGGGGAGAUCAAACGGUCGGAGGCCAAAUUAGUAAAUGGAAGCACGAUUGAGGACAUGAAAUUAAUCGAAUCCAUGAUGUUGAGCAGUAAAGCUGACAAGACAGAUGUGAAGACAGAAGACUCAGGACUCACUAAACCCAAACCGGACGCCGUCAGCCCUCCUCCUGCAUUAGUGAACACGAACCCUUCAUCCAGGAGUCGGUGUUUUUGCCUCGAGGCCACCAAGGAGUAUGGAUUCCUUGUGAUGCCCGACUUCCUGAUUCUGUCCGUGUCCUUCCUGUUUCUGGCGUACGGCUGCAGCGCUCCAGUGGUUUACCUGGUCCCAUACGCCCUCAGUGUUGGGGUGGACCACCAGCACGCCGCCUUCCUCAUGUCCAUAUUUGGAGUCAGCGGCAUUGUGGGGAACAUCACCUUCGGAUGGGUCACGGACAGGAAGUGUCUGAAGAAGUAUCGCAUGCUGAGCUUCAUGGUGGCGCUCGGCUUCGAGGGCCUCUGCUGCAUGUUCGCCCCACUCCUCCGCUCCUUCUCGCUCCUCGUCCUGUUUGCCGUGCUCUACGGAUACUUUGACGGAGCGUACGUGGCGCUCAUCCCGGUGGUGACCUCUGACAUCGUGGGCUCCACCCAUCUCACCUCCGGCCUGGGUGUGGUCUACUUCCUGCACGCCAUCCCUUACCUGAUCAGCCCGCCGAUAGGAGGUUGGUUGGUCGACAGGACCGGCGACUAUGCAGCGACCUUCCUCCUCAGCGGCGCUUGCUUCCUCCUCAGCUCCGCCGUCCUGAUCUCCACCAUGUUAGUCCGACGCUGCCGCAGGUCCAAGUGUAGCUCAGCUGCUCAUUUAGAUCCGAAUCGCUGUGCUUCUGUUGCCGCUCAGCAGGGAAUCAUAUGAUGCACCUCACCUCUGCUGGACCGUGGGUUUACAAAGAAGGAACAGUCGUGGUGCUAUCUUGAUAUGCAUCGUCUGUCGCUGAUGUGUUUGAGGCGUUGGAUCCGAGACCUCAGGUUCAGUAAGAACAGUUCCCAGAAGAAACAACCUCAGCCCCGUUUUAAAGAAACUGUUGUUUGUUGUGACUGUGACACACGAGGAUCAGGUUAUUUUUUAUCUUUGUAGUUCAAUUAGGAUUUUCUGUCCUGUGAAGAAAAAUAGCUUUCUCACGUCAUACGAGCCAAACAAAACUCACAGGCCUUAGUGAGAGUUUCAAUAAUGUGAAGACGCACAAACUGUUCUCACCAAUUUUAUAUAGAUUAUACAUUUUAUUUAAACUUAUGAUUAUAAAGAGUUUCUUAUCUACUCAAAUGAUUAUGUCGAUGAAGAAAACAUUUUCAAAACUCAACAAAACACUUCAUAGACACUUUCGGGUGUGAAGGAACUUGAGUGAAUCAAUGUGAAAACAAAAUAUAAAGUCCAUACAUGACAUUGCACUGCCUACAGCAAUACAAUGAAAUUGUCCUUGAGCCGACACCUAUAAAGAGUGAAGGACAAAUCAAACUUAAAAAAACGUGUUGGUGAAAAAUGCACACUUUCAUAUAACUUGAAUUUUAACUUGAAUUUUAAAUGUAACUUCAAUUUGAAGUAGAUUUUACGUUCAUCUUGCCUGUGAUGUGCCUUUAUUCUCCGUACUUUAACGCCAUUAUGCACAAAAACACAUAUGGAAACAUAUCAGACAAAGUAAACGUGCUGAUGUUUGUGGAUCAGGACGAUGUCGUCUCCCUCAGGCCGACACAUCAUUGUGUAAACUUGUGUUUUCAAGCUUGGGAACACAUGUCAACCCACGACUGUAACGCACAACCAUAUAUUCCUGACAGUACUACUUACAAACCUGUGGGGAAAAAAAUCUGUUGGGAAAUACCCAGUGAAACUACGGGAGUUUUCAGGGAGGAGAAGGAAGUCGGACUUCCCUGACACUUGAAUGGAAUGAAGGCUGCACCGCUGCUUGUAUUCAACUGUUUCUGCUAAACCUGUAAGAUCAAUAAUGAACAGGUAGUUUUGUGUACUUUGAAUUAGAUGAAACAUAUCCCUGGGAAAUAAUAGCACCUGUGAAAAAAGAAUGUGAACCUCUGCUUUACUUUGUCAAGCUUUGUGUUCGCUGAUCAGAUCACGACACGCCUGUAAAUAUAAUGUUCAUGCAAUAACUUUCUGUGGGGUUUGUCAUGUAAAGAAAAUUCCAUAUAUCCAUGUUAAUGUUUAAAAAUGUAUGUAAUUAUGUUGAAUUGUUGGAAUGAGGAAUAGGAUCAUAGCUGUGGAGUCGGUUACAUGAUGUGGAAGCUAUUUAAAGAAAUGUAUGAUUUUUUAAAAAUAAUAUUCAAGCAAAAUAUUCCUUCUGAUUAUUUCUGUUUUGUUCGAUUGUGUUGUACUUGUGUUUCUCUAUAGUUCUGUUCAAAUUGAUCUGUUCUGUUCUAUUCCACUUCACCUGCUAGCCACUAGGGGGCAGUCGACCCAUGUUUGAUCAUCUCACACAAAAAAAAAUUUACUUUUCAAAUCAAAUGAUGAAACAGAGGAAAAGUACUAGAUUGCGAGAAAGUGUCAAUGCUGGUAGAGAACAACUGGGUUUAACUAGAAGGAAAUAAAAAUGUC
Molecule: messenger RNA, 3827 nt
Organism: Limanda limanda (common dab)
Lineage: Eukaryota; Metazoa; Chordata; Actinopteri; Pleuronectiformes; Pleuronectidae
Product: monocarboxylate transporter 12-B-like
Exons: 9
Coding region: 366-2141 (591 amino acids)
Biological process (GO): transmembrane transport; monocarboxylic acid transport
Molecular function (GO): monocarboxylic acid transmembrane transporter activity
Source: RefSeq, a predicted model, not a curated record